Molecule: messenger RNA, 1293 nt
Organism: Closterium sp. Naga37s-1
Lineage: Eukaryota; Viridiplantae; Streptophyta; Zygnematophyceae; Desmidiales; Closteriaceae
Source: the annotation of a GenBank genome assembly
AUGCGAACCGUCAUCUUCCCACCACCCGACCUCCGCUUCCCCGCCACCCCAUCUCCCCUGCUCGCCGACCGAUCUCCCGUGCAACCCGCCCGAGUUCCCGUUCCCGCGGCCCGAUCUCCCAUUUCUGCCGCCCAAUAUCCCCUUCUCGCCUCCUCUUGCCUCCCCGCGCGUGCUCCUCUCGCCUCUCAGCGCGUGCUCCUCUUCCCUCCCAGCGCGUGCUCCUCUCCCCUCCGCGUGCGUGCUCCUCUCCCCUCCGCGUGCGUGCUCCUCUCCCCUCCGCGUUCGUGCUCCUCUCCCCUCCGCGUGCGUGCUCCUCUCCCCUCCGCGUGCGUGCUCCUCUCGUCUCCCCGCGCGUGCUCCUCUCCCCUCCCCGUGCGUGCUCCUCUCGUCUCUCCGCGCGUGCUCCUCUCCCCUCCCCGUGCGUGCUCCUCUCGCCUCCUCGCGCGGCAUCCCCCCUGCACGCCCUCAUUUCCCCCCCUGCACGCCCUCAUUUCCCCCCCUGCACACCCUCAUUUCCCCCCCUGCACGCCCUCAUUUCCCCCCCUGCAGGCUCUCAUUACCCCCCUUUUAUGCACCCGUUUCCCCUCUGCUCACUCUCUUUCACCCCUCACUCACGCGUUUUCCCCUCUGCUCACUCUCUUUCCCCCACACUCACCAUUUCUCCCCUCUGCCCACUCUGUUUCCCCCGACAUUCACCUUCUUACCGAAUUCUCACUUUUCAUUCACCCCUUUUUCCAAUCCCGCUUCCCCUUUUCCAUCUCUCCUUCAUGCCUCCCACCACCUCUCCCUGCCUUCCUUGCUUCUCUCCUUAUCUCCUUCAUGCCUCCCACCAUCUCGUUUUCCUUCUCAUCUUUUGUGGGCCACAUCACAAGGCCCGUCUGCCCUCUCACACUCUUCCUGCCAUUCUCACUCUCACAAUCCUCACUGCCGUCCCUUCCUUCCUGUAACCAAUCUCCCCUCCCCCCUUUUCCCUUCCUUCCCUCCACUUCCUCCCCUUCCCUUCCUUCUCUCCCCAUCAUUCCCUCCCCUUCCUCCCCUCCCCUUCAUCCCCAUCCCUGCCCUUUCCUCCCUGCCCUUCCCUUCUCGACCCCGCCCUUCUAUGUCACUCCUCGCCUUCUGCCCUCCAGUUCAUGUGCAUGUGCUGCCAUCACUUUUGCCCCAUACAUGCAUCUUAUUAACUCAUGUUUACUCGCUUGUAUUCCCUUUUCACCCUCCGUCCCUUCAAAUCUCCCCUCACUUACUACCCAUCUCCCUGCCUUUCCAUCACACCUCCCUGCCUUCUCAUGGAUUUGA